This is a messenger RNA of Penaeus vannamei (Pacific white shrimp), 2117 nucleotides long. RefSeq names its product charged multivesicular body protein 1 (gene Chmp1). The record is from RefSeq and is a predicted model, not a curated record. Gene Ontology annotation, biological process: late endosome to vacuole transport; protein transport; endosome transport via multivesicular body sorting pathway. Gene Ontology annotation, cellular component: ESCRT III complex; multivesicular body. NCBI's taxonomy places the organism in Eukaryota, Metazoa, Arthropoda, Malacostraca, Decapoda, Penaeidae.
UACCUAACUGGCAACUAACGCAGUAGUAAACACAAGGAUCACGAGUAAAUUCAUCACCGAUUUCAUCCACUCUUAUUUUUCGCUCAUUUUCAGCCACUCUCGAGGACAAGAGCCAAGAUGUCGAUAGCUAAUAUGGAAAAGCAUCUUUUCAACCUCAAGUUUGCUGCCAAGGAGUUGGACCGGCAGUCAAAGAAAUGCGAGAAGGAGGAGAAAGCAGAGAAAGCCAAGGUGAAGAAGGCCAUAGCCAAGGGGAACAUGGAUGGUGCUCGCAUUCAUGCCGAGAAUUCCAUCCGUAACAAAAGCCAGGCCCUGAACUACCUCCGCAUGUCAGCCAGAGUCGAUGCAGUAGCCUCUAGGGUCCAGACGGCUGUCACACAGCGCAAGGUAACACAAAGUAUGGCGGGUGUGGUAAAGAACCUGGAUGCAGCCAUGAAGAGCAUGAAUCUCGAGAAAAUUUCUGGUCUCAUGGACAAGUUCGAGAAACAGUUUGAGGAUCUGGAUGUGCAGAGCUCCUACAUGGACACUGCCAUGAGCGACACCGUGACCACUGCUAUACCCCAGGAUGCCGUUAAUGGUCUCAUGUCACAAGCUGCUGAUGAAGCUGGAUUGGAGUUGAACAUGGAGCUCCCAUCAGGCAGUAUGUCCACAAUUGGGGUAGGGGCAACACAGGCUAGCCAAGACCAGGAUGAACUGACGCAGAGACUAGCCAAGCUCCGUAACUCAUAAUUUCCCAAGAGACCAUAUACAAGGAAAAAGAAAAAAAUAAUUAUUUUUCUGACUAAAAUUUGAAGUACACAGAAGCCAGUUGACACCAUGCAUUUGGAAAAAAAAGUGUCAUUUAUUUCACUUGCAUCAUUCUGCGUGUUUUUAGGUUCUUUAGGUUGUUCACCAAAUUGUCACAGCAUAGUGAAGGAAAAAAAGAAAAAAAAGAAAAAUGUGCUCUGGUUCUGUAUUGGGGCCUUAAAUACCCUUCCACUUCUCUGUAGUUUGCCAAGGCAUGACAGAUGUAAACAGAUGUGUAGAGUUAUGCAGUUUUAGAAUGCAAGAGAUUACUUUAGGGUUGUUGUACAAUAGAUAUUGAUAGUGGAAUUCGUCUUGAGUGUAAAAAAGAUUUAAUGGUAUGUCAUAGCUUGUCUCUUUUUUGAUGGUAACAUUUGACAGGCAUAGGUAAUUAUGAUUUUUUUUUUUUUUUUUUUUUUUUUUAUAUAUACUUGUCUCUUAUAUUAUCUGAUGAUUGAUAUGAUAAGUAGAGCCAGAGCAUUGCAGUCUUAACACAUGUUGCAUAGGUCAUCAUUCUCGAUUUAUUUGAUCAUGGUAAAACCUGAUUUUGUAGGAGACCAAAAAAAUAUGUUAGGUUUUUACAUUAAAUUCAUUAUCUUUCAAGUUCACCUCUCAUUGUUUCAAAUACAAAUGUCGACACUGUUCAUAAACGGCCCACUGGGAUAUGGAGGGGAAUGGAUAUCAAAGAUUAUAUAUAUCCUAUAUAUAAAUCAAUGACUAGAGGCUUUACCAGAAGUUUGUUAUAAAGGUGAUUGGCCUUACAUUUUUGUUGCAGCCAAUACAGUGUACUAUAUGAUAAAUAUAAUCUGUACUAUAUGGUAAAUAGAGAUUUUAAUUAAAUAGACUUUCUUUAAACUAUGGCUUGGGUUUUGAAGGGUAGGGGCUUGAAAAGUUAUGAUAGAUGACUGUCAGAUGCAGUAACUGUUUUCUUCUGCUUCUCUGUUUUCAUUUAGGUUAAUAUAGAUGAAUUUAUACCAUUACAUUAACCUGUAAUGGAGAAUGGAGCACUGGGUUUGAUUUUUACUGUGAAUAUUGUGAAAACCCAUUUUGCAUUAGUAAUGAUACAACACUUGACAGGUAUAAAUUGUACUUACAAGGCAGAUUAUUGGAUUCUUAAUUUACUUAACUGUCAGGCAAGCAAAUGUGUUCACAGAAUUAACUAAUUGAUUUAGAAAUUGUUUAUAUAUCAAGUCUAAGAGAAGUUUAUAUAUACAUACGUAUAGUAUAAUGGGAGAGGGGGGAUUUUUAUCAUUCUGACUUCAUAAUUUGAUUUUAAAAACAACUAUCAGGAUCUUUUCUCUUCUUUUUAGUCAUUAGGAAAAUAGUUGUCUUUUUAA